Notothenia coriiceps (black rockcod) is the source of this 397-nucleotide messenger RNA. Its product is annotated as integrin alpha-1-like. The record is from RefSeq and is a predicted model, not a curated record. The transcript is spliced from 3 exons. Lineage: Eukaryota; Metazoa; Chordata; Actinopteri; Perciformes; Nototheniidae. The annotation marks the transcript as partial.
GGAGGCGUUCAUGCCGGAGCGCGGCGCUCGACCCGGGGUGAAGAAGGUGAUGGUGAUCGUGACGGACGGAGAGUCACAUGACUUCUAUAAUCUGGACAAAGUCAUCGGAGACUGUGUGAAGGACGACAUCGAGAGGUUCGGCAUCGCUGUUUUGGGAGACUACAACCGUCAGAACAAGAGCUCAGAAGAAGUGAAUAAGUUCAUCAAAGAGAUCGCGUCCAUCUCCAGCAAGCCGCUGCACGAUCACUUCUUCAACGUGUCGGACGAGGUGGCGCUGCUGAGCAUCGUCGACGCUCUGGGGAGCAAGAUCUUCGCCUUGGAGGCUACAAGCGGAAACUUCACCUCCUCCUUCGAGAUGGAGAUGUCCCAGGCCGGGUUCAGUGCUCACAACUCUAAA